AUGGGUGUUGGUUGUGGGCCUGUCGCGGACAGGCGACACAAUCCGGAUCAACCGGGCGCGGCGUCGUGGGAUGCGGCCAGAGAUGUCGCCGAGGGGAUCGCCCGCGAGGCCCGGCUCCUGCUGUUUGAGCCACGGGUGCUGGCCAUGGACGCGUUCCCGGUGGCAGCCCUGCCCGCCGAGCCAGCAGUCGUGUUCGUCGCUUCCACCACCGGCCAGGCGCGCCCCGGCUUCCCAGGGGACCCGCCAGACAACAUGCGCCGCUUCUGGCGCUUCCUGCUGCGCAAGAGCCUGGCGGCCGACAGCCUGGCGGCCACGCGCUACGCCGUGUUUGGGCUUGGGGACUCUGGUUAUGUCAAGUUCAACUCCGCAGCCAAAAAGCUGGACCGGCGGCUGGCGGCGCUGGGGGCGAUCCCCCUUCUGGAGCGAGGCCUGGGAGACGACCAGCACUCUGGGGGGUACGACGCGGCGCUCGACCCCUGGCUGCAGCAGCUGUGGCCGGCGCUGCGGGCCGCGUUUCCGCUGCCGCCCGGCGUUGAGCAGCCUGUGUUGGACGCAGCAGCACGGCUGCAGCUUGGGCCUCCCAAAUACAAGGGCGUCCUCCUGGAUGGGCCCACCGCAGCCGCCGCCGCCGACCCGGCUCUGAGCAGCAGCGCGGGCGGCGCCGCUGACGAGGAGCAGCUGCAGCGGGAGGCGACGGCGGCGGCCGCUGGCUUUAGAGCAGUCGCCGCCGAGGCGUCCGGCAUGCCGGCGGUUGCUUCCGCAGCCCCGGGGCCAGCGAACGGGCAUGCAGGCACAUUGAGCUGCGGCCCGUGGCGCCCGUUCUUCGCGCCGCUGCUGGUCAACCGGCGUUUGACCAGCCCAGAUCACUUCCAGGACACGCGCCACCUGGAGUUUGGCCUGUCGGGCAGCGGGUUUGAAUACGAGCCUGGGGACCUGCUGGCGAUCUUCCCCAGAACGCCGGAAGCAGACGUGCAGGGGGAGCCGCAGAGCGAGGGGCCUCACGGCUCCUGGGGGCACCUGGACGCGCCGCCCUCCUCAGCCGCAAUGCUGGCGCGCCUUGGGCUUGACGGGCGCCAGCUGGUCAGGGUGGAGGCCGCGCGCCCCGCUGCGGGCGGCGCGCCGUCGCUGGUCGCCACCGCGCACGCCCUCGUCCAGGGCGUACUGGACGUGUCCGGGGCGUCACCCAGGCGGUACCUCUUCCAGGUCCUGCAGCACUAUGCGACGUCGGAGCGCGAGAAGGAGCGGCUGGCGUACUUCGCGUCACCAGAGGGGCGGGACGACCUGUACGAGUGA
This is a messenger RNA of Monoraphidium neglectum, 1293 nucleotides long. RefSeq lists its product as hypothetical. Gene Ontology annotation, cellular component: cytosol. Gene Ontology annotation, molecular function: oxidoreductase activity; flavin adenine dinucleotide binding; FMN binding. Bases 1 to 1293 code for a protein of 430 amino acids. The transcript has 11 exons. The record is from RefSeq and is a predicted model, not a curated record. NCBI's taxonomy places the organism in Eukaryota, Viridiplantae, Chlorophyta, Chlorophyceae, Sphaeropleales, Selenastraceae.